Xyrichtys novacula (pearly razorfish) is the source of this 13126-nucleotide messenger RNA. The record is from the annotation of a GenBank genome assembly. NCBI's taxonomy places the organism in Eukaryota, Metazoa, Chordata, Actinopteri, Labriformes, Labridae.
GAAGAAGAAGGAGAUGUUUACCACUGGAGCAGUAGAGGGCGAUAACGACACACUCCUAGCACAAGAAUAACCUCGUGAUCAUUAUUUACGGAAGUAUCACCUGAACUGAAACUGCAGCACUGACUCAUUGUCGCAAAAUAGCUUUAAAAUACGCGCAAUGUCACCUUAAAUAUAACAGUCCAUUGACGCAUAUGUUUGAUGAAACGACGUCAACCUGGAAGCCUUUGAACAGAGCUGCUAAUACGCUGCUAAGUUCGCUAGCGCUUUCAUUGGAAUUGCUGAGACAACACUGUUUUUUAACGGACGUGCCUCUGUGGUUGUGAGUCAGAAGAGGUCUGUGUUGUAUCACUUUGAUUAUUUAACUAUGAUCUUUGUGGCUGCAGUUUUGAAGGAGAGCUAACCGCUGUCGAACCUGCAAACCAGCCACUGAACCGCGAUUACAGCAGCAGGAUGGGAGCCGAGCAGAGUGGGGAUGCGGAGCACAAACACUCCGAUUACAACUCAGCGGGUGAGAGACACUGCUUCCUACAAACAGUUUAGAUUUUAAAAGAAGAAUGAACUGGAUUGCACAGUUCACCUCUGUGAAAUUACACUAAAAAUCUGUGUAUUUCAAUCUGCGGAGAUGGUGCAGCUGGAUCAUACAUGUAUGAAUUUAAGGGUCUUCACUGUGUUUCUCUCAUUGACAUUUAAAAAGUUCAAAGCCAUCCAGGCUUUGAUGUCUUCAAGACAUGCCAGAAGUCAUCCAGCCUUUAAUUUAAUACCCAGGUAGGCUGCUGACUGUUUUAACAGAGUUGUUUUGGUCGUUUUGUCUGCAGUGGUGCCGUCUCCAGCAAAGCAGAAGGCAAAGAUGGAUGAUAUUGUGGUCGUGGCUCAGGGGACCCAGUCGCUGAGAAAUAUCCACAACGAUCCAGAUGUCAUCAAGCUUCAGGAAAUACCCACAUUUCAGCCGCUGUUAAAAGGUAACCUUCUUAUCUCCCAGACUCUUACAGUGCAGCUGUACAAUCAACUUUGACAGACACUGAUACACACAUAAGGAGCACUGCACAGUCAAUUAAUGAUGCACACAGUGCACAAAUUUCUAUGUGAUAGUAAAGUCAACAAUAAACACACUCUUCCCUGUCUCUACAGGAGUGCUGAGUGGACAGACGUCACCCAGCACUGUGUGUCUGGAAAGGCUGGAUGCCGUGCAGGUGAUGCAGCUCUGUGUGAGAUAUCAAGACCACUUACACCAGUGUGCCGAGGCGGUGGCCUUUGACCAGAACGCUCUGGUCAAGAGGAUCAAAGAGGUGAGUGUACCAUAGGAUAACAGGAGCUAAGAAUAAACUCCACAAAUCAGCCAUAUUAAUAUAUAUCAUGUUUAAAAACAGUGACAAAGCAUCUUUUUAUGUACUCAUUUGUUGUUUGAAUAUUCAGUUUUUGCUCCUGAAGGAGUCAAAAACAAAAUUCGUGUUCCAGGAUUUAUUCUAACAUGUCAGGUUUUUUGUUUCCUGAGCAAAAGUAAAAAUUGUCAUCGCUUUCAGUUUCUGAACAUGAGAAUUUGUGUCUGUUGAAGGAAGUACUCUGUAUAUUAUUGUAAAUUGUAUUUUAUUUUGUGAUAACAGUUUUAUUCAAACGAUUCUUAUAAUAUCAGAAAGAUAGUUGUCUCUUGAAAAAGUUCCAAAUUUCACAUUUCCUCUUUCAAACAGCUGGAAUGAUCCCCUUUAUUUCAGUCUCUGUCAUGUACUUCUGUUUCAUAAGAGUCAUAUGUUGGUAUCGAAGCAGCAUUCUUCCUCUUUUUUCCUCUCUUUGACUUUGACCUGAUUCAGGUCAUCAUCAAAAGUCAAACACUCAUAUUUUUCCACCCCUAACGCUUCUUUCCAGAUGGACCUGUCUGUGGAAACAUUGUUCAGCAUCAUGCAGGAGCGCCAGAAACGCUACGCCAAGUACGCCGAGCAGAUCCAGAAGGUCAACGAGAUGUCCAUGAUCCUGAGACGCAUCCAGAUGGGCAUCGACCAGACAGUGCCGCUGAUGGAGCGCCUCAACAACAUGCUGCCUGAGAGCGAACGCCUGGAGCCUUUCAGCAUGAGGCCUGACGGGGAAUCUACCACCAAGUAGCCACUGUAAAGACACGCGAGCGUCCGUCCAGUCCUCUGUCCGGGAGAGAGAGCAGGUCUGUCCAGGUGUAGGGAAUCUCUGAAGCUUUUAGAGUCUUAAGUUUUGACAACAAGGUGUAGAGCUAAGGUUUGAAUGUGCCACAUGAGCCCGUAUUCUUUCACUUAAAGCCACAGAGGGAAGUUCUGCUCCUCUGUUGAUUUUACAGCUUCCCUUGUGAACAGAGCAGCAAGAUUUCUCUCUUUACUGUUUAGUUUUCUCUUACAAAGAGUCUGCUCCAGCCUCUUUUGAACCCUUAAUUACAAAGAAAAUUUAUGUCUGUCGGCUGUAAAUCAAGCCAUCGUAAUCUGUCCUGUUGGCCGCUGUUACUGGCAUAAAAACUAACUUUGUGAGAAAUACUCUGGCUGAUGAUUUCGGAGCAGAUGGUUUGCUUUGCUUCAGUCAAUCAUAUAGAAUCAUCAGUGAAAAAUUUAGCUUGUAGUAUAAACUGAAAAACCUCCUCAAAGCUCACAACAUCUCACUUUAACUUCUGAUACCGUCAGCCGCUGCCUUUAAAUAAACCCAAAACAAAGAGGGGCCUGAAGGUUACAACUUAUCUCUGACUUUUAAGGAUUUUAAAACGGCAAUCCUCCAAGAACAGUGCAUCCUUACAUGUCCUUAGAUAGCUCUCUCUGUAGGAAUCCUUUCCUGCAGCUUUUUUUGACUUACACGGUUGGCUAUAUUGUCGAAAAAGUCCCCGGAAAUUCCUCCUCUUGCUCUGGAUUUGCAGUGGAUUCAUUUCUUCACUUCAGACAGAUGUGUUUUUGGUACUUGUGACGCUGAUCUACAUCUCACUCCUGCACCGUAUGCCUUUGCUUUUUAUUUUCUGAUUUAUGCCUGCAUAUGUUUUUGGGAUAACACCAACAGAAGACUCCCAGAGAGGACCAGGAUGGUUUAUUCUCAGAGGAUUACAUCAGAAGCAUGGACCUGCUUUUUGUUAGAGGCUGAAAAGAAACACUUCAACUUGGACGUGGGAUAUUCUAGAUAAACUCAUGAACUCUGAACCUUAUUUUUGCGAUGAGGGAUUUAAUUUAUUUGCUUAACUUUCCUCUUACAUUCGUGUCAAACCUAUCUGCAUGCAAAACAGGACUGAGCAGUGACCCACAUUUUCAUCAGACUGAUCCAGAACAUCGCUGGGAAAUACUGGAAAUAAUUGCAGUCAUUUCAAAUCAGAAAACAUCUUACUAUUUAUGCAUCACCUCUGUUAACCUAAUACGACGAUGGCCAAACAUCACACACACAUCAGAGAUUCACAGGCUGUUUGAUCAGGACUAUCAUGGUCAGAAAAAAGCAUUACUGUAUUUUUCGCACUAUAAGGCGCACCUGAUUAUAGGGCGCACCAUCAAUGAACGUGUCCAUUCGCGUCUGUUUUCAUACAUAAGGCGCACCAGAUUAUAAGGCGCAUUUAGCCAAUCAAAACAGUCAGAUAAGUCAAACUUUAUUUAACUCAUUCAAUAACUCUGCGAGGCUACGGUAGCUACAGUGCUCCGACAAGCCAAAAGGAUUUUAAGUGCGCCUUUUAGUGCGAAAAAUACGGUGAAUUCACUUCGCAUCCUUUAAAUGUUUGUUUCUGCAUCAUAAGUGUUGUGUCCGGGAAAUAAAGGGUCAUUUCACCCAAAAAAAAGAAGAUAGCAUUCAUCUCUGUUUCCUCUUGUUUCAUCUGUGCAUGUACAGGUGCAGAAACAUGGACCCUCUGGAAAAUUAUGUUUAUUUAUACACUCAGUAGUUGGUCUUGGCUCCUUUUUGCACUAAUUCCUGCAUCAGUUUGACAUGGCAUAGAGAGGAUCAGUCUGUGGCUCUGCUGGGGGGUCAUUGAAGCCCAGGUCUAUUUGAUAACUCCUUCAGCUUGUCUGUAUUGUUGCUCAAGUGUCUCAGGUCAGUAAUACCACCGUCAGUAAAGCAGUUUGUGGUAGUUUUGGCGUUGUGGGAAGGUGCCAGGUCCUGCUGGAAAAAGGAAACCUGAUUUCCAUGAAGCCUCUCAGCAGACAGGGUCAGUUGUGUUCCUGCAUUAGCACUGUGGGUCCAGCAGGUGGCGCCAGAGAUUGCUCCACACAGUCUGUUGCUUCUAGAUGAAUUUUAAUGUUCAGAGGCACAGAGACAGAGCUGCUUCAGAUUUAGUGUCAUUUCGAAAGGACACUCAGACAGGAGAGCUGUAGCUGCUCACUCACCGACCGUCACAGAUCUCACAUCUCUAAAAAUAUGGAAGAAGGUGACCUGUUUUCAUUUAUAGUAUGUCCACUUAAGCGGCAGAAAGCCUAAUCCCAUCUGAGCAUGUAAUUUUAUUUAUGUCUACCUCCACUGGGAAUAAAGAGAUUACAGUUGUUGCCAAAUAUUUUUCCUCUAAUCCCCCUAAAGGUAACCUGCUCAUAGAAGAAUUACCGCUCUGACAGGAUAUUGUCCUCCAAAACUGCCCUGAUUUGGCUGAGAAGAUGAGCUUUAUCGGCUCUACUUUUAAGAGCUGCACAAACAGUUAAUUUCUGCAUCGCUUUCAGCUUUAAAAUAUAGUCUAUUAAUUCAUUAAUGGAGCAAUGCCUGCAAGCCUCUCAGGCUGGCAACUCCAGCUGUACUAAUUUCACACUUUCCAUGCGUCAUUCUCACAACCACCCAGCAAAUGUACACUCUCAAUUUAUUGGUCUAUUUAAGUUGCAAGAUUUCCAGUCUCUCCCUCUGCUCAGUAGCUAACGCUGCAGCUCUGCACCAGGGCUGGGCUUUAAUCUCAGUCUCACCUACUCCCCAGAGUCCACCCUGCAGGCUCAGACUAGAGGUCAAGAUAUCUCAUCAUUCCUCAAAUUACUCCAAGUAAAACAAAUCAGUGAGGAGAGAUGAAGUUAGAGCUGCGAUAUGAAACACAAAUAAUGUUCUGCUGCUGCAAAAAGAGCUGAAAGAAUGUGAAUUACCACGCUGAUAGAAAUAUGAACAAGAAAAUUAACUUUUUUCAAACUCCCUGUAACGUCUGAGUUGUUUCAAAAUACGCAAAAUGAGACGAAAUGCUGCUGCUGAUUUACUGUUGACGCAUGAGGCAACCAUCUUGGAUUUUAACCUCGGGGAAUCGAAAGUCACUCUGAGUGUCCAAGUAGCAAUCCUGACCCAGUGAAGGUCAAGUAUCUGAAGGGGAUCCCAGAAUUUCCAACUACCUAGAAAAACGUAACUGAUUUGGUUCAGAGGGGUCACUAGAAUCAACAUGUCAUGACAACUCCCCACAGUGCCUUUAAAUUAGGUACUUACGAUGUAAAUGCUGCCUAGUUUUAAAGGUCAAGUAUCUGAAGGGGAUCCCAGAAUUUCCAACUACCUGGAAAAACAUAACUGAUUUAGUUCAGAGGGGUCACUAGAAUCAACACGUCAUGAAAACUCCCCACAGUGCCUUUAAAUUAGGUGCUCAUAAUGUAAAUACUACCUAAUUUUGGACAAAAAGGAUAAACCGUUGGAGUAAAUGACGGAGAAAAGGAUGAGCAGUGUGAGACUUUGGGGUGAGGAGCGAGGCAGGAAAUGACAAAGCUGUUUAGAGAUUAGAGGCAGAAUACGGCCACCCUGGGGUCUUUAUUUGCGGAUUUAAUACAUGAUUAAACUCAGUUUUUCAGAGCCAUCCCUCUUUUCAGUUCGUGUUUCGGCUCUCUUUGUUGGUAGAAACAUCACAGCCGCCUUCUGUGUCCUGUGGGGAUUACAACAUGUACCUCUGGAUCAAACUCAGAGACCAAAUCAGAAUUUGCAAUGAAAGGAUUUUCCCAGAAAGGACCCGCUGCAGUCUGUAAGCUGCUCCUCUCUGGAUUCAGCAGUGCGUGGUGUUUCUCCCCCAUGAGCCUUUGCAGUCUGAUUAGGCCGGUUGUGUACGUUGUUGAAUUUUUUAUCGGCGUAUAAACACGCUGAACUCAAUUACACCUACAAAAGGAUGCUCCUCCGGCUGGCUCUGCUUUGAGGUACAGAAUUAGCCUGCUUCGUUGACAUAAGGGACGCACGGCAGAAACAAGUUUUCUUGUGAAUUUAAAGCAGAGCUCCUUUGAUAUGUUAUCGCCUUUCAUGUGUAAAUUAAAACGGGUGAAAAAUGUCUUAAAUAGCCGUGGGGGUAUUGUUUGAACACUGAAACAGAAAUGAAAAUUGUCACUGCGUUCUGUGGCGAGGAGGUGUGAAAGUUCCUGCAAGUCUUUGUAAUGAAGAAUAGCUCCUGACGCUCAGAGCUGGAUAUUAACGCCACGAGAUGAUACAAUACGAUCUGCCACCAGGAAAUUCAUUCUCUGAAAUGAAAGAGAAAUCCAAUUUCCCCUGUAUACUUCUCAUUUGAAUAUAAAUCAAAGGCUGCUUUUUCUGGCCUGUUUUGCCCACUCUAAAUUGGAAACUUGAAAGUAAAGUCUCAGCUUUCUUAUCCCCAUCAUCUUCUAGGGUGGUUGUUUUACUGCGAUAAGAGUGGAAAUUUGAGUUUCCUGACAUCACAUCUCUUAGCUUUGAAAAACACUUUACAUAAUGAUGAUUUGUUUAAAUCAAACGCUUGCAUCAAGUUUUAAAGUUUGAAGUAAAAACGGAGGUUAGAAAUGAUUAAUUGACUACAGAUGGGCUGCAAAACCAUUAAUUUGCCCCUACAGUCAUUUAAAUAACCACUUUCUUCAUGUUAUUUAUCUUCACUAAAAUAAUCCCUUUUCCUAAACUCUAAUUUUUGAGACAUUACAAAAAAUGAAUAAGCUGGGUCUGAGAAUGAUUAGAUUAUUGACUCUAGGGCCGUCCCAAUAUCCCAAUACUGACUGUAACCGUCUUUUCAAACAGUUAAAACACUGAUAUUGUGCCAAGAAUAAGAAUCCAGUCAUACUAUGAGUCUUCAACAUGGAUAACCACACAUCUUUCAACAGAGGACAGACGAAGAAGAAGUUUCAGACUGAUAGCGAGCUACACCAAAGCCUUUCUCUCUUGAAGUUACUAAUCAAUUAAAAUUUGUACUUUCUUCUACUUUAUUUAACGGUUUUCUUUCAGUUUUUGUAACUAACAAUCAACCAGAUGUAGUAAACUUCAAAAUAAAAGCGUAGUCUAAACCAUGUUGGAAAUAAAGAAACCUAAAAGCAAGACUGAGGAGUAUCACAAUAAAAGCGUGACAUUUCUGCCCCAAACUAGUUUCAGCCACAGGGCUCUUGAUGAAGAUAAAAUCAUAAAUUUAAACAUGAGGCAAAAAUCCAACGUCCUAACAGUCCUUAUUGAUUUGUUAAUUCUUAAAGUAAGACUACAAAGUAUGAAUAAUUAUAUAUGAUGGACUGAACUUUCAUAGACUUAAUAGGCUUCACUUUUCAAUAUCUCAAGUUGCUGAUUUGGACUUUUUUCCUGAAGUCCUUCAAACAACAUCCUAACUGUCUUCAAACAACGAUAUUUGACCACUAGUGUAAGAAAGAACCUUUUUAGUGGAAGGUGACUUAAAAACAGGUUUCUGGUUUUAUUUGAUUUUAAAUAAGAAACUAUUCAAGUCAUGCUUUUGAAAAUGUUCCUACUCUGUGUUUUGACUCCAUAUGAAUUAUUUUGUGGAGGAAAAACAAGAUAAGGUAUUACUGAUUGAUUUAAAAACUCAAUAGUUAAUGUGAUCCUUUAAUUCAACAGAUUUUAUCCCCUCACUCUUAUUUUUCGUGUGCAUUAUCCCACCCCUCUUCCUCCCGAGCAGGUUGGAACCUUUUCUCUGAGCUCUGCUGUGGCAGUAAGUAGCUCGAGGAAAGGCGAGAGGCGUCCCUUAGAUGAUUGCCUGUAUCGACUGUAUUGACUUUCAUCUUGUAAAAUUACCCGCCACUGCUUUUUUAUUUGACACACUGUCACCUACAGUGAUAGAUUCCCCCCAGACCCUCCCUCUUGAGAGCUGUAGCCAAACGAUGUACCUCUGACCGCAGACAUGAAUUCUUCUUGGGACCGGAUCUGUCAGGGGACAUCUAAUAAAGGUCUUCUUUGUUGCUUCAUGACACAGCCGUGUUCAAGGACACUGAGCUGCUACAGCAGACCGUGAGAUGUCUUGUCCUCCCACUGAAAACCUUUGCCAUGGACGUAUAUAAAAGGAGACAUCCUUCAUAAGAACGUCUUCAACAAAUAAACCCGGUCGAAUGCCAUCUGAGCUUGGAGUGAGUCUUUCAGAGGACCAGCUGUGGCCUCAAUCAGCUGUUUCUAGAUGAAAACAUUGAACACUGCAGCUGAUGAGGCUCAGAAAUAUCCUCUAUUAUUUAGUUUUCCAUGAUAAGGUUUGUAACCACCCAUGGAGCUCGAGUUCUCACAGGGCUGUUCGGAUUUAAAAAACGCCAUACAAGAUGAGCAAGUGCUGCUGUAAUACCGAAACUAAAGAAAACCACCACAAGCAGCGUCGAAUGAGCCAUCAUGCUAUUAUACAUACUACUCUGUCUGAGUCAGAGACAGGAGAGUUCAAAUGGCUUUAAAUCUGUACCUGUUUGCAGCCAUCAUGAUGUAAACCUAAAACACAUGGUGCAAAAUUCAUACAGAUGAAAUAGUUCAUACAAGGCUUACUGACCAGUAUGUGGUGCUGUGAUAAAAAUGUAAUUUUGAGCAUUUAGUUGCUACUGGAAUUCAAAGUUUGGGUUAGUUUAAACUCUGUAUGUUUGAGUUACAGUAACAUGGUGAGGCGUCACUCUCUCAUCACUCUUCAUACCGUCUCUUUUAGUUGUAAUCCAACAUUAACACCUGAGGAAGAUUUAAUCCCAGUAUGACCCCUUUAGUUUGACUCAAAACACACUUCUUUUUCUUGUAUUAAAAUUUCAGAGAGGUUUCAUACAGGUAAUUUGCAGAACUCAUGACAAAUUUUAAAGUUUCAUCAAUUUUAGGGUAAGUUAGAGUCACUACAAGUGUGAUAUAUUUGAAAGCACAAGAGAAAAUAGAUCAAAUACACGAGGGUCUUACUUACUCAGGCUUUACUGGUGUUAAAGUACAGUGCAAAUACAAAUAUAAGUACAAUCUAUGUUGUCUUAAUUUACAGACAGCUUACCUUUCCAGCUGGUAAACCUGAAACUAGAUUGCAAGGCCUGGUUGAAAGCCAGGAAAUUUCAAACUUGUUCUUUGAAAAGAAAGAUGUGCUUCAUAUGUGUGACUAAAAGAUAUUAAAUUGUUUAUAACCCGGAUUUAAAAAGCAAAACAUUUCCACUUAACCAAAACCACACAGGUUUUAGUGUAAUUACAGGUGCACUCAAGUGGUUUCAAAGGUCCUACAUAAUUUAGAACGAGGCUAAACCAAAACAAAGUCAAUGCAAAGAAAGGUUUUAGGAACAUUUAGACAAUGACAUCAAACACAUUAGUUUAAAAAAAAAAAAAAAAACACACUCUGUUUGGCCAAGCUGCAACCUCCAGUGUAGCUGAUGUAGAAGUGAAAAAAAUUGCAGUUCCCAAAGUGUCCACUUGAGGCUUGCCCCAAAAGUUCAGGAAUCCCCAUUUGGUCCCAUUUUAAAAUUCUUAUAGUUAAAGCACUAUUAAAUAUAUUUACGAUCUGGUUUUAGAAACACUAUUUAUGGUCUCAGAAGCUUAUUCUUUACUCGUAAAAACUUGACGAGGGAAGAAUUACUUUCAUAACACGUUUGUUUUAAUCAUAUCAAGACAUUUUAGAUUCAUCAUAAAUUAGUCAUUGUUUCCCUUAGAUGUCUGUGUGACUACUUUCCCAUUUGUACUGUUUAUCUGUAAACAAAUAUCACUCCAAGGCCUCUUUACACCUCCACUUGGUCUGAUUUAGAGUUGAAAACUGUGAUUUAUGCGCCCUUGAGCAUGGCACUCUGCCCUCAGCUGCCCAAACAAAGCAGCCAACAGCUCAUAAUCUCUGUAGAUGUGAGUAUUGGUGAAUGAAUGAUGUUAAACACCUCCUCCCCCUUGUAGUUAUUCUUGCCAUUCAUUACUGUAAUGGGGAGCAUUUUCUGGACGUGUCUGUAUAAAUACAGGUUUGACAACAGUCAUAAAAAGAAGAAAUAAAGCAAGGAUGAGGACAUUUUGAAUCUGAGAUAACACUGACAUGCUGGAGAAGUUGCCUUUGAUCGGACGUGGGACGGUGAGAGACUCAGAUGGUGAUUCAGAGCCAACGGGGCCGCUGCCAUGAAAAGUGAGUGACAGCAUCAUGUCUCAUCUGCGACAGCCUGUAGCCAAACAAACAGCAGCUCAUUACAGCAUCAGCUCCGACCGCCUGCUGCGAACGGCAGAGAGGUGACAUUGGCUCAUAAUGUGCGGGAGGGAUGAGCAAGCGAGCGGGGAGGGUAGAGGGCCCGUGUGGAGUCAUAAAUUGCUUAAUGUUUCUUUACGUCUCAGCGGUCAUGAUGUCUAACCCAUGGUACUUGAACUUUGGAUGCACUGGCUGCCGAGAAUACGGAGAAGUCAAUCUCAUGAGGAGCCGCAGUCAAGCUGUUUGGUUUGUUAGUCAAACAUUCAUGACAUGGAGGCACCAAAAUAGAAACUUCUAAUCAUAGAGGUGUAGCUGCGAGUGUGUGUCCUCAUGUGAAGAGGAGUCAUCUCACUUUUCCAGACUUCAUCCAUCUUUCUGUCCCAGUUUCAAUCCCUUAUCCUGAGGAAAAUCCAAACUAGAGAAACUUAAUGUGAAGUGAUCCAGUUCUUAUCAAGUCACUUUUUCCAGAGUUCCAGUUCGGUCGCUCUCCCUGUUUCAUACACUCUUAUGUUAUGAAACUACAAGGGGUCACAACAUGCCAACCUGAGGACGACCCUGAGACCAGAGCCACAAGUUUGGGGUUAUUUGCGUACUUAAAAUAAGUCCGAUGAGUUGUGCCUGCAUGCUUAGCUCAACCACAUCAUGAUAAACAUUUAAAGCUCUAGUGAGGAACUUUCAGUUUCUGUUAACUUUGGCGCCCCUUUGUGGAAAAAGUAGUGUUUGUUUAUCUUGUCUUCUGCGUGCCUUAAGCCGAAAACAUACAGGAUCCAUGUUGAGCACGCUAAGUGUUUGGAGUGUAGCAGCGGCGUAGUGCAGCCCCGGUCAGCUGGGCUCAGUAUGGAGGAAACAACAUGCUCACAAAAGGUUGUUUUGCCUUUCUGUGGUCGAAUUCCUGCUAAUUUGGAUAUAAUUCAGGAACUGUUGAGCCUCGACUGUAUGUUAAAAAGCCUGAUUUUACAGUAACCUGAUUUUACAGUUUCAGUUUUUGCAGGUUUACUUGUGUUUAAUAAAGUAAACUAUGUUCCUUUACACUGUGCUGUUAUCUUCAGACAGAGUUAGCAGUUAAAAGUCCGCAUGAAUCAGGGAUUGACCAUCAGAUUGUUCUGUGUUACUGAUAAAUCCAUAACCAGGAAAUAUACUGCAUGACGUGUGGUUUUUGUGCUUGACAUCCUGUCUAGAAUGAUCUUCCCUGUGUAGAUUGACGCAUGUUGGAAGCGUAGAGCAGAGAAAACAGACUAAUAGACAUGCAUCUUUAGCAGAGCCACGCUCGACAUGCUUCUGAGACGGAGCUGCGACGCGUCCCGUGUGCGAUGCUGCAUUGAUUUGAAUGGAAACCUAUUUUCCAUGUGACGCUGACGGAACACGCUCAACAUGCGUCCUGAAUGUUUUAGGCUUUAGUCGUGUCUUCUAACAAAAACCUAUCUUGUUGAUGCUUGACAGUGAUUAAUAUUAUGUAUCAUAGAGAUAGCAUCAGUAAAUAGAAGUAUCUGGUUGGCUGACUCCUACCGCCUCUGACCAGUUUAAGGUAUUACUCAAGUAUGUUGCACAAUCGGAGCAGAUCUCAGAGUGCUUAAACUGUCCCAUCCAAAUGAAGUAUUCAACACAGGGAUGUAAUAAAUCCUGCACAAAGUGGGCAUAUAUUUGUGGACAAACUGCUGCCCCGCAGUCACUGUUGUGAAAGCAGUUUCAGGCAGUGUAGGUGUAUCAGAUAAAAACACUGUCUGAACCACACUGAGGCCUUCACACUGUGGUUGUGUGCUCGGAAAAGGCUGCUGCACUGACUGGUGUGCGCUGAAGGGUCUUUUUUCCAAACAGCCUUUUUAUGUGAAGACAAAAUAUUUCAUCCAUUAUUCAUCGAGGAGUAAGAGGAGGAAACCCGGCGAGACAGGAGCCACGUCCAUCACCGCUCUGUUAUGUUGGACUCGCUCAGAUGAGUGAGUCAAACCAGCCUCUGGGACUUCUGCUCUCUCUCUCCGCUUAGUGUUACUUAUUGUACGACAUUUCCAUUCCCGUCCCCGGGCUCUGGUGUUUUGCUUUGCAGCGUUCAGCUGCUGGGUACUAAUGUGGCUUUUUUGUUUACAGUCUGUUUCUUCUCUGUCUCAUCUUAUUGAGGGUUUAAAUGGAUAAAUACAUAAAAUAUUCAUUAUCAUUGGAGUGAAACACAAGGAGAAAACACAGCCGUCCUUUGGAGAAUGAAUGAAAAUACUGUCUGUUAAUGCUAUGGCGUAUCAGUCACAGGGAAAAAUGGCAACAUAAAUGUUAUACAGUGGAUGUACUUUAGAAAGAUAGGCACUAAAUUAAGAACAAGGUUGUGGUACAUCUAGAACAAUAGCAGUGAGCAUGUCAUUGUUAAAUAUAUUUUCAUUUGAGAGGGAACACACGUAGUGUUCAUUGUGAGCAAAAACAAUUAGAAGGAAUUCAUUAUCUUCCGUUAUUCAUAUGCAAAUCUAAACGUAUCCCCUACAAGUACGCCCUCCUCUUCAGUCUCCACUUAGCGCCAUGCUCCUGCUUUGUGUUUGAGUGUGUGUGUGCUCGAGUGUAGGGAAAAAAACCCACAUCAUCACAUCCUAUAUCAAUUAUGUGGAGUGGUCUCUUCACCCUGAUUACCAGAGAAGAGCUGGAGCCAAAUGCUUUGUUGCUGGAACACACUGUGGGCAGAUGGGUUGGUGUGUGUGGUCGGUGAAAAGGCUGUGGAGGACCCUCGAGGUUUGAUCAGAACAGAACUCGAUAAAAGUGUCGGCCAGGAGUGAAAUGUCCUCUUUGUGUUCAGCUUCUCCCUGACUGUGGAAAAAUACCAAACCAUUAGCCGAAUCAAUAUCACCUUCGCCCCACCAUCACAUUAUCUAAAGCUUCGGGUUUCAAUUUUGCCUCUCUGCUAAUGUUCAUGCCAAACAACGC